AUGGAAAGAGGAGAAGAAGACGACGAAAGGAGAGAAGCAUCUAUAGCCUCUGCAGAAUCUUUAAGGCCGAAUUUCAAGCCGAAAAGUAGCAUCACUCCAUCCCAGCUCUCUAAGUUCCAAGAAUUGCACAGAAGGCGCUUACAGAUAAAAGCCAGAUCAAAAAUAAAAAAGAAACCUAGAGGUAUAGCUGACAGUGAUGGCAAAUCUCACGAGAAAGACAUCAAUUGUAAGGAAUGCACAUAUGAAAACCUGAGUAAAAGCAUUGUAAAUUCCGGAGUUCUAUCCCUGGAAAACAGUUUGGGACACACUUCCCCUUUGGAAAAAGGAAAAGUAGCAGCAAGCAAGGCAUCAAAAGAGCGCCAGAAGUUGCAUUGGGGGCUUGACACAAAGGAAAGGUGGGAAAGGAAAUCCAAUAUGUAG
Molecule: messenger RNA, 420 nt
Organism: Fraxinus pennsylvanica
Lineage: Eukaryota; Viridiplantae; Streptophyta; Magnoliopsida; Lamiales; Oleaceae
Source: the annotation of a GenBank genome assembly